Messenger RNA from Coregonus clupeaformis (lake whitefish), 2115 nucleotides. RefSeq names its product reticulon-3. NCBI's taxonomy places the organism in Eukaryota, Metazoa, Chordata, Actinopteri, Salmoniformes, Salmonidae. Bases 192 to 854 code for a protein of 220 amino acids. Gene Ontology annotation, cellular component: postsynaptic density; neuron projection. Gene Ontology annotation, biological process: neuron differentiation; endoplasmic reticulum tubular network formation; brain development. The record is from RefSeq and is a predicted model, not a curated record. The transcript has 7 exons.
UGCCAAGCCCCCCUUCGUGGUGAAGGCACGUCUCGCGUUGUGCUCCGAAACAAUUUUCAAGGCGUCAAACGGGCUCGAGGAAUCAAUUUAGCAUCAGUCAUCUAUUAAAAAUUCGAGAGAAUUUUGAAAGGAACAUAUUAGCUAGCUACGCACUUCGAAUUUACUACGUUUAUUUUGGUUGUCUGUUAGAAAUGAUCACAGAAAUGGCAGAUCCGACGACACAGUCUGCCCAGAUCUUGUCCUCUCUGAACGCUUCAUCGACAAAAGAAUCCACAUAUUCCGUGAUGGAGCUGGUGUACUGGCGGGACCCAAAGAAGUCUGCGGUGGCCUUUGGCAUGUCCCUGCUGGUCCUUCUGUCCCUGGCCACCUUCAGUGUCAUCAGUGUGUUGUCCUACCUGCUGCUGGCCCUGCUUUGUGUCACAAUCACCUUCCGCGUCUACAAGUCUGUCAUUCAGGCAGUGCAGAAGUCUGAAGAGGGCCACCCCUUCAAGUGUGUGAUGGAGCAGGACCUGACCGUUCAGCCGGAGACUUUCCGUAAAUAUGUGGAUGUGUGUCUGACCUACGUGAACCGAGCCAUUAAACAGGCCAGACACCUGCUGCUGGUGGAGGACCUGGUAGACUCACUCAAGCUGGCUGGUUUCAUGUGGCUGAUGACCUAUGUGGGAGCUGUCUUCAAUGGAAUCACCAUCCUGAUACUGGCUGAUGUCAUCUUCUUCAGCAUGCCUCUGGUUUAUGACAAAAAUAAGACACAGAUUGAUAAAUACAUGGAACUGAUUCGCACCAGAGUUGAAGUCACACUUGCAAAGCUUCAAGAUAAACUUCCUGGGGCAGUGAAACGCACCAAAGCAGAGUGAUUGUCCAUGACCCCUAUUCAACAACUACUCUCUCCCUUAUACUGGAAGCAGUCCUACCCUUUCAAAUGCAUUGCCAGUGUCAAACCUGUGGCCAAGUCAUCGCUCAAUAUUCAAUGUACCAUAACUAAUUUGCAUAGGGUGCAAUGCUUGUAUUUGUUGUUGGAGCCAGCCACAUUCUGAAUAACUCAAUCUGCAGUUGCUACAUCCAUUGUUGGAUUUAGAAAUUAAUGAUAUGUACCCAUUAAUUCUUGAAGAAUAUAACGUAUAAAUGCCUCAUGUGCUUAGUUCAACUGUCGGACCCCAUCAGAACCCAAAAUAUAAACUUGUUUUACUCCAAUGUUUGUAAACCAAGUAAAUAGAAACAAACACUAUAUAGCCUCAAAACAUGGUUAAAACUAUAAUUUUGAUAUCAUGGAUGGUCAGUCCUUGCAUCCAUAACUCUGUCUAUGAAUUUGACAGUGGUUACAUUUCUCCAACCCUUUCCCUCAUCUUUUUAACGAAACAGGGAAAACACUUUGUUUCAACUGCUGAUUUGGGGCUUUAACAGAUGAUUCCUGAUUGAACCGGGGGUUUAAAUCAGGAUAACUUUUAAUUAUUUCAAGGAUACAUAAUGUUGUGUAGCAUUUUUGAAACGCAAAUGUUUGUACACUAAUCAUGCUGGUUUGUGUUUUGAGGGAAAAGUCAUUUGUUGAUGUAGUUUGUAAAUUGUCACAAAAUACAGAUUGUUUUGUCUUCUUUUUUUUAAUGAAAGAAUUCAAAGCUGAGAUCUGCAUUAGGUGGAACUGCGCCCCAGAGUUAUUGUUUUUGAAACUGGGCAGAGGAGACAAACUGGUGGUCCUCUGUAGCUCAGCUGGUAGAGCACGGCGCUUGUAACGCCAAGGUAGUGGGUUCGAUCCCCGGGACCACCCAUACACAAAAAUGUAUGCACGCAUGACUGUAAGUCGCUUUGGAUAAAAGCGUCUGCUAAAUGGCAUAUUAUUAUUAUUAUUAUAGGAGCAUUCUGCAUCGUGGUAAAAAAAAAAAAAAACAUAGUACAUACUCUGCUGUUCUAUCAUGCGUGCAAUGAUGUCUGAUGUGGAAUAAACGAUGUUCAUUGUUUGAAGUAAUGUCUUUGUUUGGAGGGGGCGCACUCAACCUUUUCAGCAUAAUCUCAGUUCAUCCUAAAGACAGUUGUUUGCUAUCUGCACUUAGUAUUCUGCUUGUGAGUAUUUUGUAAGCAAGUCAUCAAACCUGAAAUAAAAAUUUAAGUAAACCAUCGCAA